GCUCAGCAUUGGAAUACCCAGUGAGUCCACGAUUCAAUUUCACACAAAAUGUUAAAAUUCAAGUUAAUCUGAUAAUCAAACCACAUUAAGAAAGUGAAAACGCUUACAUUAAAGCACGGUGUUAAAUGCAAAGUGAAGUGAACCAAAAUGCCAUACUCAGAAUCUCAGUCAGAUGUAGAUAACGAACAAAAGUGCAGCUCAAAUAAGAUCAAGCGAAACAUUCAACAAAAUAUGGCCGAUAAAAGUAAUGCUACGACGAAACAGAUACAGCUGUCGCAUAUUAAAAGAAGACCUAGUGCCAAUAGUGCUUUCAACGAUAACAGCAGCCAGUUUAGUGAUGCAUGUAGUUUUCGAAAGAGUAAAAAUAACAGAACAAAUGGUUCUGUAUCACCAUCCACGAUUGAGUCUUCUGGAAGUUCCUGCAGUGAUGGCGACUCUUCGUCCUCGUCGUAUGGAGAUACAAAUCUACCAUUUCCAGGAUUUGUACAAUUUUCUCUCAAGUAUCUCAGUCAAGAAACGAAACCUAGAAUUUGGUGUUUGCGGCUUAUAACAAAUCCAUGGUUUGAGCGUGUGUCAAUGUUAGUUAUUCUUUUGAAUUGUGUUACACUCGGAAUGUAUCAACCAUGCGUAGAUGAUGCUUGUGUCACCAACAGAUGCAAAAUUCUACAGAUUUUUGACGAUAUCAUUUUUGCCUUUUUUUCCCUGGAAAUGACAAUCAAAAUUGUUGCAAUGGGAGCAUAUGGAAAAGGAACGUAUUUGGCAGAUUCCUGGAAUAGACUUGACUUUUUCAUUGUUCUGGCAGGAGCUUUGGAGUAUUGUUUGCAAGUAGAAAAUUUAAAUCUCACUGCUAUAAGAACAAUUCGUGUACUGCGUCCAUUGAGAGCUAUAAAUCGAAUCCCGAGUAUGAGAAUUCUUGUGAUGCUUUUAUUGGACACAUUGCCAAUGUUGGGAAAUGUGCUUUUGUUAUGCUUUUUUGUAUUUUUUAUUUUUGGAAUUGUCGGUGUCCAACUAUGGGAAGGUAUACUCCGUCAACGUUGUGUGAUCAAACUACCAGACAAUGUUUCUGCACCAAGGGCUAUUCCAGAUGAAUACCGAGUUCGCGUUCGCGUUAAUUCCAUAUCAUUUUACUAUGAAUUUUCAAAAGAACAAGAUUACAUUUGUUCAAAACCGGAAGACUCUGGGAUGCAUUUAUGUAACAACUUGCCUCCUUAUAGAAUUGGUCCACUGCUAUGUAAUGAUUCUGCGAUUCCUUUCUCCGAAAAUUUACCCACGCGUAAAUCGUGUGUUAAUUGGAAUCAGUACUACACUAAUUGUACCCAGCUGGGCAACAACCCAUUUCAAGGCACUAUAUCAUUUGAUAACAUUGGACUAGCGUGGGUUGCAAUAUUUUUGGUAAUAUCACUUGAAGGUUGGACAGAUAUAAUGUACUAUGUACAAGACGCCCAUUCGUUUUGGGAUUGGAUUUAUUUCGUUCUUCUCAUUGUGAUCGGCUCAUUCUUCAUGAUCAAUUUGUGUUUAGUUGUUAUAGCAACCCAGUUUUCAGAAACCAAAAAACGUGAGAUGGAAAGAAUGCGACAAGAGCGGGCCAGAUUUACCUCCACUUCGACUCUUGCAUCCAGCACGAAUAAUUCUGAGCCCACAACGUGUUACGCUGAAAUAGUGAAAUACAUCGCUCAUCUUUACCGGCGGUUCAAACGACGCAUUAUUAAGAAGUUACGAUUGUAUAAAUAUCAAUUCCAGAACAGAAAAGAAGGCUUACUUCCUCAAACUCCGGAGACCCUUACGCUAUCACCAAAUAGAAUAAAGGCACAUCACCCGAAAUGUCCUCGACAACUGUCUUCUCCGAGUAAACAAGUUCUAAAAACCCUGAAUGAUAGUGUAACAAACUUGAAAUCAAGAAUUCCAUUAAAUGUGUCCAGCACCAUAGGAAGCGACAAACAACUAUCAUCACCAGACGUUUCGGAACUUGUGUCGGUGGAAAACAUGAAAAAUAACGCCCUAAAUAAUUGUUCCAGUUAUUCGCAAGUAGAAGAUAAACAAAAAGUAGUAUUGCUAAAAGUUCCGAAUCAUGAAAAUAAUCAAGCUGCUUCUAAUUCAUUGAAUCCACCUACAACAGGAAGAAGAAAAUCAUCUGUUAUGUUCAAUGAAUGUGGUGUGCUGCAGACACCUCCAACUAUUCCCGAACCUGCAUCCGACAAAAAUGUUUACUGCUUGGAAAAAAUGACCCAAACAAGUGAUGGCGGCAUAUGGCAGGUUAGUUUGCCACAGUCGAUUCACGCAAUGACAUCCGCGUUAAAUGAUUGUUCGGAUAUUUGUUUGACUGACGCAAUGACAUGCCAAGAGCUGUUGGCAUUUUCUGUUGCAUUCUCUGCAGCAUUGCCAACUGGUCAUACCACUUUGGAAUCAUUCUACUCGACACUUACAAGAAAUCGAACAGAGGAAAUAAACAACAAAAACAAAGAUAUCAAGCAAACACCACAGUCCGCUCAGAAAUAUAAGUCCGAUGUGAUGAACAAAUCGAUAGCCAGUGAUGCUAAGGGAAUGACUCAGACUAUCGCUUCGAACAUAAAUAACAUAAACAAUGAAGAGUUCUCAUGUUGCUACGAGCUAUAUCAAAACGCAGCAUCAAUGAACGACAGACACAAAGAUCACUCAAAACCAUACUUAUGUUUGACAAGAUCGUAUAGAUUGAUCAAGAGAAGUCUGCAUUAUGUUCGAGUCAUAAUUAAAAAAAUCGUCGAUCACAAAUACUUUCAGCAAGGAAUACUACUCGCUAUUUUAAUUAAUACCUUAUCAAUGGGAAUCGAAUAUCACGAUCAACCUGAAGAGUUAACAGCGAUUGUCGAAACAAGUAAUAUUGUUUUUUCAGUCAUUUUCGCCUUCGAAAUGGUGCUGAAGAUAGUGGCAGAAGGUCCAUUUGGGUAUGUUGCAAAUGGAUUCAAUGUAUUUGAUGGAGUGAUCGUAAUUUUAAGCGUUGUUGAACUUGGUCAAGCCUAUUUAGGAGAAGGUCAGGGCAAUUCUGGUUUAAGUGUGCUACGAACUUUCAGAUUGUUGAGAAUACUCAAACUAGUACGAUUCAUGCCCAACCUAAGAAGACAGUUAUUUGUCAUGCUGAGGACCAUGGAUAAUGUGGCUAUAUUUUUUUCCUUGUUGAUACUCUUCAUAUUCAUAUUCAGCAUACUUGGCAUGUAUUUGUUCGGAGGUAAGUUUUGUAAAUUUGUCGAUGAAUCUGGACAAGAAAGGGAAUGUACUUGUCCUGAAAUUGUCUCCAAGCAUCCCCUGUGUGAAUGUGACCGAAAGCAUUUCAACAACUUUCUGUGGGCCACUGUAACCGUGUUCCAAAUCCUCACACAAGAAGAUUGGAAUGUGGUUUUAUUUAAUGGUAUGGAAAAAACAAGUCAUUGGGCUGCGUUAUAUUUCGUAACACUGAUGACAUUUGGAAAUUACGUUCUAUUCAAUCUCUUGGUUGCUAUACUUGUCGAAGGAUUUAGUUCAGAGCGUCACGAACGUCGAGAGCGCGAGCAACGAGAAUUGGUUAAGGCAAAACUAAAUGCUGAAGCGGCAGCACAGGAGCAGGGAAGUGAAAUUUUUGAUGAUCCGAAAAGUUUUUCAGAGUCUACAACCAGCGAUAGUUACAAUGAGACCAAAGGAAAAUGGUUCAGUGCAGAAGAGCUAAGAAAGAUAAGAGAUAUUAAGUGCAAUAUACAAAAACAACGCUUGCUACAACCCGGUUACGACGAUAUAAACUUAUCAAUACCUAAGCUGAAUGCUGACAAAGAUGCCAUCAAAUCGAUUGAUUUAUAUUCGGUGAAAAAGAAUAAGUGUGAUAUUCUGAAAUUGUCCAAUCUCCAAUUUAUCGAGCCUCCAAUCAUCACGACUACUGCCGCUACACCUCUGGAUUCACCUACUACCACGCAUGGCUCUAGUAGAGGCUUUAAAGACUGGGACAACCUUGAUUUUGAGCAAUUGGAAAAACACAACUCUGCUCUACUCAAGCCACCACCAGUACUUGGCUCGUUGAAGGCUCUGGAUGAUCGGUCGUAUUUUGAGGGAACGCCGAUUCUGAACGAAAUUAGAAGAAACUCGGAAAAAUCGAGCAGUAACGCCUGCGAGGCAAGACUAUCGGGUAGUCGUCUUCAUUUGAGCAAUCAGACCGAUUCAAAUCAAAAAAGAAAGUCCAGUUUGAAAAAUCGCAAGAUUACAAAGGAAGAAGAAAUUUUGAACAACGGGAAGCAAGUGCCGUGUGUCAGAGGACAAACCUUGCGGGAAUUGCGAAAAAAUGAUUCCUUAUAUCAAAAAAGCUACGUAAUCCAAAACGAUACACAACGUGACAAAAAUCAAUCAUCUAGAAGAAGUUCGAUAAGAAGGUCAUCCUCCGUGAAAAUCGACAGUGGCCCAGGCAGUAUUGCUAGCAACAUAAGUGCAGCAUCGUACUCGAAAUAUAAGUACAACGACAAAAACAAAUACUACAUUGAUCGAAAAAGUUCGCUGCGAUUGUGCGACAUAAAAUCCCCAAACAAUGCAAGACGAAUGUCUGCCAUUGAGCAAUCGUUUCAAAAACAAUCGCGCAUAAGCACUCGAAAUUUGGAAAUCAGCAAAAUUCACGAAGAGCUCACAAAAAACAAAAUAAAUAAUACUACUUCAACAGCAUCGACUUUAGCUCCAGCGUCCGACAGCUUGAACGUAAAGUGCAAAAAGAAGUCCAAAGGCCGUUUGAAGCAAUUCUUUCGAUACAUCACUCCAAAUAAUUUCGUUGAGGAACGCGAUGCAUAUACAUUGUACCUUUUCCCAAAAAAUAACAGGUUUCGCCAAGUAUGCGUAUGGUUCGUCGAGCAAAAAUGGUUUGAUAAUGUUAUUUUGCUGUUCAUUGCAUUGAAUUGCAUUACGUUGGCCAUGGAAAGGCCGAAUAUUCCGCCAAAUUGUAAUGAACGCUACUUUCUAGCAACAGCAAAUUAUGUUUUUACUGUAGUUUUUGCAAUUGAAAUGUUCGUCAAGGUGGUUGCAACGGGCAUGUUUUACGGGCCAGAUGCGUACUUUACAUCGGGUUGGAAUAUCAUGGAUGGAGCUUUAGUAACAAUUUCCAUAAUCGAUUUGUUAAUGUCAGUCAUAAGUGAAUCCAGUCCUAGGAUAUUUGGAAUUUUAAGGGUUUUCAGACUUUUGAGAUCUCUGAGGCCGUUGCGUGUCAUCAACAGAGCUCCCGGAUUAAAACUCGUUGUUCAAACUCUGCUGUCUUCAUUGAGACCGAUUGGAAACAUUGUUUUGAUUUGUUGUACCUUCUUCAUCAUAUUUGGAAUUUUGGGUGUUCAGUUGUUCAAAGGAACAUUUUAUUACUGCGAAGGAGAAAAUAUCAAAGGCGUUAAAAAUAAAACCGAUUGCAAAAGUAUAGAAGGAAAUGUAUGGAUAAACAGAAAGUACAAUUUUGAUGAUCUUGGCAAAGCGUUGAUGUCCUUGUUCGUAUUGUCAUCUAGAGAUGGAUGGGUCAAUAUCAUGUAUACCGGACUAGAUGCUGUUGGCGUCGACCAACAGCCCAUAGUCAACUUCAACGAGUGGCGCUUGUUGUACUUUAUUGCAUUCAUAUUGUUAGUAGGAUUCUUCGUGUUGAACAUGUUUGUUGGAGUAGUUGUUGAGAAUUUCCAUAGAUGCAGAGAAGAGCAGGAAAAAGAGGAAAAAAUUAGACGAGCGGCCAAACGUGCCCUUCAAAUGGAGAAAAAAAGAAGGCGAAUGCACGAGCCACCGUACUACACGAACUAUUCGCCGUUAAGAUUAUUUGUGCAUAAUGUUGUGACUUCGAAAUAUUUCGACCUGGCCAUUGCAGCGGUGAUAGGACUAAACGUGGUGACGAUGGCCAUGGAAUACUAUAUGAUGCCGCUAGCAUUGGAAUAUGCUCUUAAAAUUUUCAACUACUUUUUCACUGCGGUAUUCAUUCUGGAAGCCAUAAUGAAGCUUGUGGCUUUGGGAUUAAAAAUUUACAUGAAAGACAAGUGGAAUCAGUUGGAUGUAGCAAUUGUAAUACUUUCAAUUGUGGGAAUUGUCUUGGAAGAAUUGGAGACCAACAUAAUUCCCAUCAAUCCAACUAUCAUACGAGUCAUGCGAGUUUUGAGAAUAGCCAGAGUGCUAAAGCUUCUGAAAAUGGCAAAAGGAAUACGAGCGUUACUGGACACUGUGAUGCAAGCAUUACCUCAGGUUGGAAAUCUCGGACUUUUAUUUUUCUUGCUAUUCUUUAUUUUUGCUGCGCUGGGCGUCGAGCUGUUUGGUCGCUUAGAAUGCUCGGAAGAAGUUCCAUGCCAAGGUUUGGGUGAACAUGCUCAUUUUGCAAAUUUCGGUAUGGCAUUCCUUACAUUGUUUCGAGUGGCCACAGGGGACAAUUGGAACGGCAUCAUGAAGGACACACUGAGAGACGAUUGCGAUGACGCUGCUGAUUGUGUGAAGAAUUGCUGUGUUAGUACGAUAAUUGCUCCAAUAUUUUUUGUAAUUUUUGUAUUGAUGGCACAAUUUGUACUGGUCAAUGUGGUAGUUGCCGUCUUGAUGAAGCAUUUGGAGGAAAGUCACAAGCAACAGGAAGAUGAACAAGAAAUAGAAACUGAGCUAGAACGAGAAUUCGAGAGAGAGCAAGAAUUUGAAGAAGAACAGGCACUUUGCAUGCAGCUAAACGAUGAUCAAAAACAAUUGCAAAAACGACCUUUGACUAAAGUUUCGUCAUUACCAUCAAACUUUACGUACAGUACACCUAUAAUGGAUAAAAAAUUGAACAUUCAGCGUCGUCAAACCAUACAAUAUUUUAAUCAUAAUCUGGGAGUUUCCAUUUGUAAUUCGUACACCAACAGUAAUUCAUACGAUGAAACAGCAGAAAACAAUAUUUCCAAUGACGAUGACGAAUCGCCAAGCUCUACCAACAACACAUCUAACGACAAAAAUGCAAAUAAUAAAAUCCACAUCGAUAAAUCAUUGUUUAACAAAAAUCUUGAGAAAAGGGCGUCGGUCGAUGGAUGUAAAAAGCAAAACAAAAAUAUUGACCAUUUUAUCAAUCAAGAUAAGACAACUGCUAAUAACUGGGUGGAAAGUUCAAAUCAACAGCCGACCUCAGAUUUUGAGAGCAGCUUUAAAUUGUCCUGCCCUACAAUAGUAUCGGCUAACAAAAGCACAUCAAAGAAAUACCGUCAAUUAAGCCUCGACUGUGAACUAAAGUCAAAUUUUAUUCAAGACAUGGCUGCAAACAAUGGUUCCCAUAAUGCAGAUACCAAUAGUUCCCAGAGUGUUAUACCAACGAAUAAGUCAUUUUUGUCAGUACCAAAACUGCAACCAAAAAGUCGUUCAGGAAGCACGAAACAACUGUUCAAGCAAGUAGCUCUCGACGAAGACAAUGAAACUAACGAAAAUUCGUUACUAUUACCAACCCUAUCAAACUCAGCUGCCUUAGAUCAUUCUUUUAAUCUGUUGAAUGUGCAAAACGAAAACGUUGACAUAAAUGGAAUCGUGAAAAAAUCUGAAUCUUGUGAAAUUCUUCGAAUUAUUUCUGAGCGUAGAAAGGUGUAAUUUAAAUAUCAAAUUUGGCAAAAAAUACUGUUAGGAAAAAUAACAUGUGAUGUAUUGUUCUAUUGUAGCAGAUCUCUAAAUAUUUCGUUACAAUGCGUUAUAUUCUUAAAUCAAUUGUUUAUCGCGUAAUUUCUAUGCUAACACAAGGCCUGAACUCAACAAGUUAAUCUAGUAAUAUGAUCUAAUUGUGUGGUAUAACUUGAUUGAAAAAAGUGAUAGGAUUUCUAGAAAGCAUAACUAUACAAUGGUAAAUAAGCCACAUCUCCAAUAGCAGAGAGCAAAGGAAUUUGUCUUAAAAUAUUAAGAUUUGUAAGGAAGAUGUCAUAUGAAACCUAUAAUUUAUUUGUCAAAUUAGGUUACAUGUCAAUCAUCAUUUCUCUCUAAAACACCAAAAAAAGCAAAAUUAUUCGAUAUUACAGUAAAAUCAAACAAAACCCAUUUUGAUGUCCCGGAAAGAUUAAAAAAAUGUUCAUUUUUUUUAAAGCAAGAGCAAAAAAAAAACGUUACUUAAUC
Molecule: messenger RNA, 8046 nt
Organism: Culex quinquefasciatus (southern house mosquito)
Lineage: Eukaryota; Metazoa; Arthropoda; Insecta; Diptera; Culicidae
Gene: Ca-alpha1T
Product: voltage-dependent T-type calcium channel subunit alpha-1G
Exons: 27
Coding region: 148-7533 (2461 amino acids)
Biological process (GO): sodium ion transmembrane transport; neuronal action potential; calcium ion import
Cellular component (GO): plasma membrane; neuron projection; voltage-gated sodium channel complex
Molecular function (GO): low voltage-gated calcium channel activity; voltage-gated sodium channel activity
Source: RefSeq, a predicted model, not a curated record